Molecule: messenger RNA, 765 nt
Organism: Triticum turgidum subsp. durum (durum wheat)
Lineage: Eukaryota; Viridiplantae; Streptophyta; Magnoliopsida; Poales; Poaceae
Source: the annotation of a GenBank genome assembly
AUGGCGUCUCGGCCUUUCCCACGGGAGUCCCCUCGCUCCCGGCCUCCUAGCUCUAGCUCUCUCUCCGCCUCCGUUCAAAUGGGAUCCUCGCCUGCGCCUUCGCCUUCGCCUUCGACUUCGCCGCCGAUGCCGAUGAUAGGGAGGGCCGGCAACCUCACCGUCUUCAUCACGCCGCCGUCGCCGGCCAGCACCCCGCGCUCCUCGCGCCCGUCCGACUCCCCAAGGCCGGACUUCUCCACCCCUACCUCCCGCACGGGUACGGCACCGCCUCCGCCGCAGAAGAGCGCUAGCCCGCCCGCGCCGCCGGUCAAGUUCUCGCCCCCUGCACCGCCCGUGAAGGUGUCCCUGCCUCCUGUGCAGGUGCCCCCGCCGCAGUACGGAAAGGCUUCUGCGGGGGGCAAGCACGACGGAUCGGUGUUCGGCUUCUUAUGGGACGCCGUCGCGCGCGUGCAGGAAGCGCACGCGAGCCUGGACGAGUACGUCGCCAACUGGUUCGGAUUGGAUCAGUCUAAGUACCAGUGGGCUCUCAACGACUACUACGAUACCACCGGCAAGGUUCGUGCUUUUCGAUUUCUCCUCUGCAGUUUCCCUCUAGCUUUGAGGAAUCGGAUUCCAUGCGUGUCCACUUGGUUCUCUUUUUCAUUCAUGUUCUUAACUGGAUCUGCGACUGCAUGUGAGAACAAUUUGAGAGUAGAGUUUCAUACUCCCUCCGUUCGGAAUUACUUGUCUCGGGAAUGGAUGUAUAUAGAACUAAAAUACGUCUAG